Messenger RNA from Gigantopelta aegis, 1105 nucleotides. RefSeq lists its product as uncharacterized. The record is from RefSeq and is a predicted model, not a curated record. The coding region runs from base 57 to 908 and encodes 283 amino acids. The transcript has a single exon. Lineage: Eukaryota; Metazoa; Mollusca; Gastropoda; Neomphalida; Peltospiridae.
GGUGGGGUUUUUUUUCUUUUUUUUUUAAACGUCCACAGUGCACGUUAGAAAUCCGGAUGUGUACACCGGAACUAACAAUAGUAACACGAUCUGUUAUAGUGUUAACAUCACUAGUCACAAAGUGGAUCGGAAAAAGAGUUUACCAAAAAAAACCUAGAUCUAUUAUGAAGUUAUCUAAUUUGAAAUAUUUGUUUUUUUCUUUACUACUAACAACUGCUUUGUUGUAUGUGGUCUUACCUGAUCUGGAACUGUAUUUCAUGUUUUUUAAGGAUUCCAUAUUUAAUGGAGAAUUCUCCAACAAAAUGACCCAAUACGAUAUGGUAACUGCCAAGUUGCUAUUGAAACGAUUUGCCUCAGAAAUGGAAUCUGCCAACAUGACGUAUUUCUUGUAUUCGGGGAGUCUUCUGGGAUCGUACCGACAUCGUGGAAUUGUUCCUUGGGACGACGAUAUUGACGUGAUUGUUCCUUUUAGACAAAGACCAGAUCUCCGCACGACCUUGUCUGAGCUUGAACCGUUAUUCACCCUCGAUACGUCAAUGGACAUUCGUUGGAAAUUUUAUUCCAUUUUGUCGGAAGCAAUAAAAACAAAAAGCUGGAAAUGGCCGUUUCUCGAUAUAAGUUUUUACUUUGAAAACGAGACUCACAUCUGGGAUACCGACAGGCGCUGGAGACUGACUUCCAUCUACAACAAGUCGAUUGUGUUUCCACUAGGAAAGGGAAGUUUCAUGAAUAUGAGUUUGCCGGUUCCUAAGGAUCCGUAUGCGUUUCUUUCAUUCAACUUUGACGUGAACAUUUGUAAAUCCAACAGUUACGACCACAAACAAGAAACGAGUAUUCCGUACUUAUUUCAAACAUCUGUACCAUGUUACAUACUACGAAAGAGGUUUCAGUUUGUAAAUCAUGAUUAGGCCUAGUGUAAUCGUCACCAAAUUUUGCCAUAUACCGUAAAUGCUUUGAUAGAGGUCUGCCUUGAAUACAAGCCUGUCUCGAUUAAACGUAAAGGGCGUGUCUCAGAGCUUCGCGAAACAAAUAGAGGCCUGCCUUGAAUAGAAACCUGUCUAUUGUCCGAACCAAAUUGUUAACAACUACGAAAAAUUACUCUCCU